UGGCUUUCGUUACCCUCAGAUGUCGGCCAGCACGUGCCUAUCCUGGUAUUCGAGGAAUAUCGGGAUCGGGAUGUGUCAAACACAGAUUAGAAGCACAGUAGCCUUGUGUUCUCACUGCAGAAUUUGAUUCAUCCACAAUAUCCUACAAGCCAACACGGAUUAGAAGCACAGUAGCCAAAAUGUAAUAUACCUGUACAACUAAUUAUGAUAUGCAUAUAUGCUUAAGUUCCUAAUAUUAUAUGAAAUAGUUAAUUAUGAUAUGUACAAUUAUAGUAUGCUGAAUCAUUAAAGAUUUAACUUAUCUAUGAAAAUCAGCUGCAUGGUUAAACACUGCAGAGGAUCAAAAUUCUUAUUCUUAGAAUUACUAAAUUUACAUAGUCAUAUCUUUUUCCGCCUAUUACAUUUAUGUUUUUUUUUCCUUUGUUUUAUAAUUGUUUAGUUAUGGAAGGAGCUAUCAUUGCGAAGUGCACUUUUGAGAGCAAGACCCUUUUAAUUCCAGUAUUUAAUCAUACUAAUUUCAAGGAUAUUGCUGAACAAAUUUGUUCCCGAUUUGUGGGAUUAAGUCUUGAAGUCAUGGAGUUGAAGUACUCUCUAGGAGAACACCAAUCUUGUUUACUGCAAUCUGACAUGGAUGCGAGUGUAAUGAAAUUUUCAUGUUGUGCUGAAAACAUAGCAUCUAUUCCUGUCAGUGUUUCCAUGGUUGAACCAGUUGAGCAACAUGAUCCCAUUUCUUCCCUACAUGAUAAGCAUAUUUUGACAUAUGAAGGCUUAAACCCCUCAGAUGAUCGUGCAGAUUUAGGGAAGUUUGCCACUCCUCAUGGGAAGACAUAUUUGUCCCAUGCUUGGAGAAACUACAUUAGCCAUGUUGGUCAAGUCCAGGUGGUGUCAAGGAGUUUAGACAAAGAUUGAUGAAGUAUGCAAUUGAAAAGGGUUUCAGGGUUUUUCCCGCUAGCUUUUGGCAUUGUGGACUCUGAAAAUGAAAACAAUUGGACAUGGUUUCUGGAAAAUUUAGUAGAGAUAUUGCUUCCCCAAGGUCGUACAGUUACAUUCAUAUCAGACCGCAAUAGAGGUUUACUUGAAGCUGUUUCCAGCGUUUUUCCAGAAGCACCACAUGCAUUCUGCAUGUUUCAUUUGAAAUUGAAUAUACAAAGUAAAUAUCCAAAGCAGAUGGGUUCUGGUUAUGGUAAAGUCAUUGCUAACCUGUUCCAAAAAUGUUGUUAUGCUCCAUCCCAACUUGUGUUCGAUCAGGAAAUGAAAACUCUCAUCAAGGAUGGUGGUACAAUAAUUCAGAAAUUUUUGCAAAACACACCCAAAGAAAACUGGUCCAAUGCCUACUUCAGGGGAAAAAAAUAUGGUGAGAUGUGCUCUAAUAUUGCACAAUCUUUCAAUUCUUGGAUUUUGGAUGAACGCAAGAUGCCAACUUACCAAAUGAUUGAUAACAUACGUGUGAAGUUGAUGGAGAUGAGUUCUGAUAGGCAACGUGAAGCCAAAAGAUGGACCUCACCAAUAUGCCCAACAAUGGAUGACAAAAUGAUGAAAAUGGUUGAAGUUGGAAGACAUUGGAAUGUGUGUCGUUCAAGUGAACAUAUUUUUGAAGUCAGAGAUGAGUAUUCUGUCAUGGUGGACUUACAAAGUCAUACUUGUUCUUGUUAUCAAUGGCAAAUUAAAGGGUUCCCUUGUGCACAUGUUUUGGCUGCUAUUUUGAAAGAUGGAGGUAACCCAUAUGAUUAUGUCGAAGAUUAUUUCACUACAAAUUUCUUUAAGUCUUCGAUAUUUUAGUUUACU
Malus domestica (apple) is the source of this 1785-nucleotide messenger RNA. Lineage: Eukaryota; Viridiplantae; Streptophyta; Magnoliopsida; Rosales; Rosaceae. The record is from RefSeq and is a predicted model, not a curated record.